Acanthosepion pharaonis is the source of this 1182-nucleotide messenger RNA. The record is from the annotation of a GenBank genome assembly. Lineage: Eukaryota; Metazoa; Mollusca; Cephalopoda; Sepiida; Sepiidae.
AUGUUUAAAGGGGGACGUUUAUACCUACAACCUACAACCCUUUUAAUAGUCAGUGAUAUACCAUCUAUCUAUCUAUCUAUCUAUCUAUCUAUCUAUCUAUGUCUGUUCAGAUCUAUCUAUCUAUCGCAGCCUGUUCAAAUAUACCUAUCUCAGUUUGUUAUCUAUCUAUCUAUCUAUCUAUCUAUCUAUCUAUCUAUCUAUGUCUGUUCAGAUCUAUCUAUCUAUGUCUGUUCAGAUCUAUCUAUCUAUCUUUGUUAUUCAUCUAUCUAUUCAUCUAUCUAUCUAUCUAUCUAUCUAUCUAUCUAUUCUAUUAUCUAUCUAUCUAUUUGUUCAUCUAUCUAUCUAUCUAUCUAUGUCUGUUCAGAUCUAUCUAUCUAUCUAUCUAUUUCUAUUCAUCUAUCUAUCUAUCUAUCUAUCUAUCUAUCUAUCUAUCUAUCUAUCUAUCUAUCUAUCUAUCUCAGCCUGUUCAAAUAUACCUAUCUCAGUUUGUUAUCUAUCUAUCUAUCUAUCUAUCUAUCUAUCUAUCUAUCUAUCUAUCUCUGUUCAGAUCUAUCUAUCUAUCUCAGCCUGUUCAAAUAUAGCUAUCUCAGGUUGUUAUCUAUCUAUCUAUCUAUCUAUCUAUCUAUCUAUCUAUCUAUCUAUCUAUCUAUGUCUGUUCAGAUCUAUCUAUCUAUCUAUCUAUCUAUCUAUCUAUCUAUCUAUGUUCAGAUUAUCUAUCUAUCGUUAUGCCUUUUGGUCUAUCACAUCUAUCUAUCUAUCUAUCUAUCUUAUCAUAUCUAUCUAUCUCGCCUGUUCAAUCCUUCUAUCUAUCUAUCUGUUUAUCUAUCUAUAAUCUCCAUCUAUUCAAAUCUAAUGUUAAUCGACAUCUCCAACGAUCUCAUAUUUAUAAAACGUCUUUCCAAUCUAUCUAUCUAUCUAUCUAUCUUCUAUCUAACAACUUUUCAAAUUCUUCUUCAUCUAUCAUCGAGCCUGUUCAAAAUAACACCAACUCAGUUUGAUAUCUUUCUGGACACUACUUUAUCUAUCUAUCCAUCUCUUGCUAUCAUCAUUAUAUCUAAAGAGUUUUAUAAUCAUAUAUACAUUAACAAAGAAUCUAACUAUCCUGGAAUUGUAAAACCUGAACAAAUCUAUCUAUCAAUCACAGACUGUUCAAAUAUACCCAUCAACAAAAUUUGUUUUUGA